This is a messenger RNA of Rana temporaria (common frog), 2237 nucleotides long. It is a transcript of the gene B3GALT2, whose product is annotated as beta-1,3-galactosyltransferase 2. The transcript is spliced from 2 exons. Lineage: Eukaryota; Metazoa; Chordata; Amphibia; Anura; Ranidae. Gene Ontology annotation, molecular function: N-acetyl-beta-D-glucosaminide beta-(1,3)-galactosyltransferase activity. Gene Ontology annotation, cellular component: membrane. The coding region runs from base 703 to 1971 and encodes 422 amino acids. The record is from RefSeq and is a predicted model, not a curated record.
AGCCCACAUAUAAACCACUGCCUCCUAGAGAGGCAGUAGCAGCCUGGGAAGCAGUCUUGCUUCUCUAGACCACAGCCCUCCCCCCUGAAAGAAGCUCCGUCUUCUUCUCAAGCUGCCUAGCAACAACAAAAGAGGUAAAUCCUCUCUACUAUUUAAUUCAACGAGGCUACUAUGUUCUUAUGGUGUUUUCUCCAACGUUACAAAGAUCUGGCAGUGCUGGCAUGGAUACAGAUGGAUGAAAGCUGCAUUGGGGACAAAAGGCGAGAUCUGUGAAAGAUUUCAAUACAGCAGAAGCGACUGGGAAGCCAUCUGGGUGUGCACAGAGGAAAAUGCUGGAGAAAUUGUCAUUUCUCUGCUAGAGGAAUAAGCACAAUGCCCCGGACUGGAGCAGGCGAAAGGGCAAGCUGCAUGCAGACGGACAGCAGGCACAAGCAUUCACAAAAGAGAGAUUAUUGAAGUGCGCAUGUUUCUGCUCAAUCCGUUUGACCAAGCGAUGACAUGCCAAAACUAUCCAUCUUUUAUUAGGUAUAUUCCUACAACAAUGAAUUUGUUCAAUAAAACACAGAACGUAUAGGAAAUGGUUCACAGAACACCGGAAAAUGAAGAAAGCCACUGAGAUAUAGACUGCCCUUUUACUGGGUUGGGAUUGAUAAACUGGAAAUUAGUGCAGAUGCAGUAUAACUGCCCUGGGAUUUCAAAAGCAUGCUUCAGUGGAGGAGACGUCAUUGCUGUCUUGGCAAAAUGACCUGGAAUAGUAAAAGGUCACUUUUUCGCACCCAUCUCACGGGGCUUUUAUCACUGGUGUUUCUGUUCGCAACAUUGCUGUUCUGUAACCAUCACAAUUCCUUCACUGGCAGAGUUGGACUUAAAGAAAAUCCAGUGACGCAUUCAAUUCGUGGAUUCAAAGCAACCAAAACUGAAACCAACAGCUCUCUAAGGAAUAUCUGGAAGGAUGCCAUUCCACAAACAUGGAAGCCUCAUACCACUUUAAACCUAAGUAACACAGAGUCACAACAACAACAAGGUGUUACAGGUCUGGAGAAUACUUUAAGCACCAAUGGGAGUGUUUACAGUGAAAAGGGCUGGGGUCGACAAAAUGUAUACCAUUACAAAUAUAUCAUUAAUGAGCCAGAGAAAUGUCAGGAGAAAAGGCCUUUCUUAAUACUCCUCAUAGCUGCAGAACCAAGACAAAUUGAAGCUCGGCAGGCUAUUAGACAGACCUGGGGAAAUGAAAGUCUUGCACCAGGAAUCCAGAUUAUAAGGUUGUUUCUUCUGGGUUUACACACCAAGUUAAAUGGGUUAAUUCAACAGGCCAUAGUGGAUGAAAGUAAGCAGUAUCACGAUAUCAUCCAGCAGGAAUACUUAGACACUUAUUACAAUCUCACCAUUAAGACACUUAUGGGUAUGAACUGGGUAGCAACAUACUGCCCCCAUGUCCCAUAUGUCAUGAAGACAGACAGUGACAUGUUUGUUAAUACAGAAUACUUGAUAAACAAACUACUGAAGCCAGACCAACCACCAAGAACCAACUAUUUUACAGGGUAUUUAAUGAGAGGCUAUGCACCCAACCGUAACAGAGACAGCAAGUGGUACAUGUCACCAGAUUUGUAUCCAAGUGAGCGUUAUCCUGUGUUUUGUUCUGGAACUGGGUAUGUUUUCUCUGGAGAUCUAGCAGAAAAAAUAUUCAAGGUCUCCUUAAGUAUUAGACGAUUACAUUUAGAGGAUGUGUAUGUUGGUAUCUGUCUAGCCAAGCUGCGCAUUGACCCUAUACCCCCACCAAAUGAAUUUGUAUUCAAUCACUGGAGAGUUUCAUAUUCUAGCUGUAAAUAUAGCCACCUAAUUACCUCUCAUCAAUUCCAGCCUGGUGAAUUGAUCAAAUACUGGAAUCAUUUACAACAGAAUAAGCACAAUGCUUGUGCCAACGCAGCCAAGGAAAAAGCCAGUAGGUAUCGGCACCGUAAAAUGCACUAAAAAAAGGACAAAAACUGAGGAAAAAAAUGGAAACUGGAAAUAUGAACGCAUGGGCAGUGACAACCUUAACUAAAAUUUAAAUGGAGUGAAAAAUUAUUUUUUUAUUUUUAAGAGUAUAUAAACCUAUAUGGGAAAACAGAUGAAACGAAAACUGUGGGGAAAAUGUGUGUUUAUUCUGUGCAAUAAGAAGCAUGCACACUUCUGUGGUAUACCUGAUAUUUUAUGUGCCAAUAAAAUACAAAAGAACACAUUUUUAAUACAAAUAC